Molecule: messenger RNA, 2279 nt
Organism: Chaetomium strumarium
Lineage: Eukaryota; Fungi; Ascomycota; Sordariomycetes; Sordariales; Chaetomiaceae
Product: heterokaryon incompatibility protein-domain-containing protein
Exons: 3
Coding region: 82-2229 (715 amino acids)
Source: RefSeq, a predicted model, not a curated record
UUAAGAGAACAUGAUUACUACCGGUCUCGAUUGACACUUGCCUGACUACUAACUGCUUCUGUGAUGACAUGAAGUGGUCUGAUGCAAAGUGAAUCGAAUCACAUUGAACUUGGACAGAGAAGUGGCGAAGCUGCCUACCCCCUGAUUCGAAACCCUCCCAAAACAACAGCAUGCAACCGCUUCUUAAUUACCAGGUACCUAGGCAGGAUCCAGUCUGCAACUUGUGACAGCUAUUUCUGUGCUUGGUCUCUGCUGUACUGUAAAUCUCCCAGUGUUCAGCUCUGGUCUGAGAACUGGACAUUGUUACACCGAAUCCGUCACACCUUGCCUUCAUCGACUCUGAAUAUCAUCCGAACUUUUGGGGCUCCCGAAGGUGUAGAACACCGGAUCGCCAGCAUGCGACUCCUAAACACGCGCACCCUCACGCUCGCGGAGUUUCAUGGCGGCGCGUCUACACCUCCCUACGCGAUCCUCUCGCACACCUGGGAAGACGAGGGGGAGGUCACGUUCCAGGACAUCAACGCCGUACCGCACGAAGAGCUGGUUCUGCGCAAGGGCAAGGGGUUCGGCAAGAUCCAGCAGACAUGCUCGCUGGCGUGCGCGAGGGGGAUCGAGUGGGCGUGGGUGGACACAUGCUGCAUUGACAAGACCAGCAGCAGCGAGCUGACGGAGGCCAUCAACUCCAUGUUUCGGUGGUAUCAGCGGGCACAGGCCUGUUUUGCGUACCUGGCCGAUUUGGAGCCGUCCUCGACUCGGGAGAACGGGGACUCGGAGGGACAUCAGGAUGAGGACGGUGCUGCGGCCCGGGGUGGCACGAUGGCCGACCAUGAGUCGGAAAUAACGGAGAACGACCGCGACGAGCGUGGUAGCGAUACCGGGGAUGGGGGAGUUCAUUUGUCUCUCGGCAAAGAUGACCAUCCCGCCCAGCAAGUCGCUAGGUUUGCGCACUGCCGGUGGUUUACGCGCGGCUGGACGCUCCAGGAGCUCAUCGCGCCGCGCCGCGUAGAGUUCUACAACCGCAACUGGCAGUUCGAAGGCGACAAGUCUUCCAUCAGCGUCCUUCUGUCCAACAUCACACGCAUCCGCGCUGAAGUGCUUGACGACGCUGACCAGCUGCACAUCGUCCCCGUCGCGCAGCGGAUGUCGUGGGCGGCUACGCGCGAGACAAAACGCGAAGAAGACAGGGCCUACUGCCUGCUCGGCAUCUUUGGGGUGAACAUCCCGCUGCUCUACGGCGAAGGCGAGAAGGCCUUCAUCCGGCUGCAGGAGGAGAUCAUCAAGGAGUCCAACGACCUGACCCUUUUCGCCUGGCGCCUGGAGCCGAAGCUUGCGCACGGGCAGACGUACUGGGGCAUCCUCGCCCCUUCUCCCAACGAGUUUGGUGGCUGUGGAGAUAUUGAGGCGUGGGUCGACCCGAUGCACAACGACGAGUGCGUCAUGACGAGCAAGGGCCUAAGGGUGACUCCGAACCUGAACGGCGGGCUGCGGCUCGGCGAGGACGGGAUCUAUGUCAUGAAGCUGCAGUGCCACCGACGUAACCGGACCGAGAAUCUGGGGAUAUUCCUUCAGCAGCAUGGCUGUGACGUAUACACGCGGGUAAAGCCAGACAAGCUGGCCGAGACGCCCAGUCCGGCGAACGAUAAGCACCGUGUCUUUUACGUCACCAAGACGGUGUCGACCUCGCAGUCUUUAUUGCUGAGAACGAGCAUCCGGAACGCCAUCAACUUAUCUCGGGCGCUAGAUACGCUGGCGGGCCUGGGCAUAACACCGUUCUCAACGGGGUCGAUGGAGCCCGAGGGUCACUGGGACGGGCAGCGCGGCCUGUUUCUGACGCGGGGCGUGAGGCAGUUCAGCUGCCGAGUCAGUCUGGUUGGGAAAGUCUAUGGAAGACAUCCAGGGCUUCAGGCCGAUAUGGUGUUGGCGUGCCGGUUGUCAGAAAAGUCGCUCUCGGUGAGCAUCAAUGCGGCGACGCCAGGCGACACAUACUGCGAGUCGCUGGUGCAGCCACUGACUGUGCGGGCGGUCAGGGAAACGGUGAAGGGGCAGCCUGUGUAUUUUGUGGAGGUGGAUCUUCGUGCGGACGAAACGCAACAUCUCGUCCUUCGGUCCAUGCUUCAACAGCCGAGUACUCCCCAGCCGUCGCCACCCAACCUCGCGCUGUUGGGGUUCAAGGAUUCCUCAAAGGACAAACAUGUCGUAACCACUGAGGCAAUACCAUACGACGAAUGAAAUUCAACCAGUUGGAGUCAUCUGUUAUGGGUUCGAUAGUUGCAAGAGAG